Messenger RNA from Castor canadensis (American beaver), 1992 nucleotides. RefSeq names its product peptidyl arginine deiminase 1 (gene Padi1). Lineage: Eukaryota; Metazoa; Chordata; Mammalia; Rodentia; Castoridae. Gene Ontology annotation, cellular component: cytoplasm; nucleus. Gene Ontology annotation, molecular function: protein-arginine deiminase activity; calcium ion binding. The record is from RefSeq and is a predicted model, not a curated record.
AUGGCCUCGCAGAAAGCUGUGAGGCUGUCUUUGAAGAAGCCCACCUAUGCCGUGUGUGUGGUGGGAGUGGAGACACUGGUGGACGUCCACAGUGAUGUGCCCCAUGGCGCUGAUAACUUUGGAGUCUCUGGGAGCUCUGAGGUGGAGGUCUUCCUGGUCUACCAUCCCUCACAGGUGACAAAACCUGCCAGCAAGGCCCACUGGCCACUGAACACCAACAUGGAUGUGGUCGUGUCUGUGAGCACAGCCAGUAAAGAUUUAAAUGACCUCAAGGUGAAGGUGUCCUACUUUGGACCACAGGAGGUCGGUGCCCUGGGCCACAGUAUGCUGUACCUCACUGGUGUUGAUGUUUCCCUUGAUGUCGACAUGGGCCGCACAGGCAAGGCAAAGAGGAGCCGAGGUGACAAGAAAGCCUGGCACUGGGGCCCCGAGGGCUAUGGAGCCAUCCUGCUGGUAAACUGUGACAAGGAGAGUCACAGGUCCACGGGGCCUGACCUGGACCACAGUCAGCUGGUGUCACUGGACGACCUGCAGGACCUGUCCCCUAUGGUGCUGAGCUGUGGUGGCCCAGAUGAGCUCUUCCAAAGCCACAAGCUGGUCUUGAAGGUGUCAGCGUCUGAUUCUAAAAGAGCGCGGGUCUUCUGUGCCCGGGGUGGGAACUCCCUGUCCGACUAUAAAACGGUGCUGGGGCCGAAUCACCUGUCCUAUGAAGUAGAGCGGCAGCCGGGGGAGCAAGUGAUCAGACUCCACGUGGAGGGGCUCGCGUUCCCUGACGCCCAUUUCCUGGGGCUGGUCUCCCUCAGUGUCAGCCUGGUGGACAUGGGGACCCUGCCCGAGGUGUCUCUCUUCACAGACACAGUGGUCUUCCGCGUGGCCCCCUGGAUCAUGACGCCCAACACGCAGCCCCCCCUGGAGCUGUAUGUGUGCAGUGUGAUAGACGCUCAUGGCUCAAAUGAGAAGUUCCUGGACGACAUGUCUUACCUGGCGAGGCAAGCCAACUGCAAACUGGUUGUCUGUCCACGGGCUGAGAACCGCAAUGACCGCUGGAUCCAGGACGAGAUGGAGUUUGGCUACAUAGAGGCACCUCACAAAUCCUUCCCUGUGGUCUUUGACUCCCCCCGAAAUAGAGGCCUGAGGGACUUCCCCUAUAAGAAGAUUCUGGGUCCUGACUUUGGAUAUGUGACCCGGGAGGUCCUGCUCGCUGGCGCCUCCAGCCUGGAUUCCUUCGGCAACCUGGACGUCAGCCCGCCUGUGACGGUGGGAGGCAUAGAGUACCCUCUGGGCCGGGUCCUCAUCGGCGGCAGUUUCCCCAAGUCCAGUGGACGGCGCAUGAACAGGGUGGUUCGAGACUUCCUCUAUGCCCAGCGGGUACAGGCGCCUGUGGAACUCUACUCGGACUGGCUCUCCGUGGGCCACGUGGAUGAAUUCCUGAGCUUUGUGCCCACCUCGGACCAAAAGGGUUUCCGGCUGCUCCUGGCCAGCCCCAGUGCUUGCCUCAAACUGUUCCAAGAAAAGAAAGAGGAAGGCUAUGGGGAGGCAGCCCAGUUUGAUGGGUUAAAACACAAAGUAAAGAGGAGUAUUAAUGAGAUGCUGGCGGACAGACACCUCAGGAGCGACAGUCUCCAUGCACAGAAGUGCAUCGACUGGAACCGUGAGGUGCUGAAGCGGGAGCUGGGCCUGGCUGAGGGUGACAUUGUGGACAUCCCGCAGCUCUUCUCCCUGAAAGGAGCCUAUGCGGAGGCCUUCUUCCCUGACAUGGUCAACAUGGUGGUCCUAGGCAAGUACCUGGGCAUCCCCAAACCCUUCGGGCCCCUCAUCAAUGGCCGCUGCUGCCUGGAAGAGAAGGUGCGUUCCCUGCUGGAGCCGCUUGGCCUGCACUGCGUCUUCAUUGACGACUAUCUCUCUUACCAUCAGCUGCUCGGGGAGAUCCACUGUGGCACCAACGUACGCAGGAAGCCCUUCGCCUUCAAGUGGUGGCACGCAGUGCCCUGA